AUGCCAAAUUUACCCUGUCUCAAAAACUUCCUUUGGGACUCUAAGAUCAAUAAGGCCAAUGUAUGUGGGAUUGUUCUUGUUGGUGGCUCCACCUGUAUCCCACAUGUCAGAAAUUUGAUUCCCCAGCUAGUGCAUCCAACCUUUUUCAGUUGUACUACCAAACAAGAAGAUGGGAAAGGUGGGAAAAGUGGAGUACUUCUGGUUGAUAAGUGA
Molecule: messenger RNA, 213 nt
Organism: Puccinia graminis f. sp. tritici CRL 75-36-700-3
Lineage: Eukaryota; Fungi; Basidiomycota; Pucciniomycetes; Pucciniales; Pucciniaceae
Exons: 3
Coding region: 1-213 (70 amino acids)
Molecular function (GO): ATP-dependent protein folding chaperone; ATP binding
Source: RefSeq, a predicted model, not a curated record